Dreissena polymorpha is the source of this 384-nucleotide messenger RNA. RefSeq lists its product as uncharacterized. The transcript has a single exon. Lineage: Eukaryota; Metazoa; Mollusca; Bivalvia; Myida; Dreissenidae. The record is from RefSeq and is a predicted model, not a curated record. Gene Ontology annotation, molecular function: protein binding. Bases 1 to 384 code for a protein of 127 amino acids.
AUGUUUGAGCUCAUCCAAAAACACAUACAACUCAGAAUAAGCGAGCAAUCAAAAGUCACCAAAAUUAGAAAGGCCAAAGGCAAGUCUUCUUUCGGACUUUCUCAGCUUUCAUCGGAUAAACUGAAGAUCCCAAUUACGAACUACGGCGCCGAAGUGUUCCGAUUGCUGGUUGAGUUCAUUCAUUGCGGGGAGGUCAACAUUAAUGAAGACACAUUAGCGGAUCUAUUCUGCGGAGCAAGUCAGUUUGAAGUUUCGGAACUUCCCGGGGCCUGUCUUGAUUUCGUUGAAAGAUAUGUAAAACUGCGUCGCAUGAAGAAUAUCCGAUUUCACGCAGGGUGCUUCAAGUUUCAUUCGGCCGCCAAGACACUUGUAGAUAAGGUUUGA